Molecule: messenger RNA, 1730 nt
Organism: Pieris rapae (cabbage white)
Lineage: Eukaryota; Metazoa; Arthropoda; Insecta; Lepidoptera; Pieridae
Gene: Pc
Product: polycomb group protein Pc
Exons: 3
Coding region: 464-1303 (279 amino acids)
Source: RefSeq, a predicted model, not a curated record
UGUGUGGUGUAGACGUUUUCGCGGUCGAUUUCAGCAAAUGUUCUAGAACCGGUUUUUCGUUGCCACGGACCUCAAAUAUGUUAUCUCUAGUGACAUUUGUGGGUGAACUCUGAAUUUUACUGGAUUUUCUUUAUUAACUCAGAUAAUAUCGAACGGGUGUUUGUGAGUGCGUAGCGCACUCUGUUGGGGACCGGCGGAGUGAGGAGGCGAGACGUGCGGGGAGAGCGGCUUCUUCCCCCUUCCCUUCAGUUUGCCCGAGGAUCGUACAGUGAGAGGACGUUUGAAGUUUUGUCGCGCGAAAGGAUCGUUCGCGCGGCAACUUUGAACAGUGUCAGUGGAGGAACAUUGCGUUGUGAUAACAAAUGUGUGCGGGAUUGCAGUGAAACGCUAAUUGGAUGCAGUGACAGGAUCACUUGUUGGAUUGCAGUGUUUUAUUGGAUACAAUAAAUCAACCAAACUGGGGAUGCACAAGAUGGAACUGGGCGACAGCGUGUACGCCGCUGAGCGUAUAAUGAAGAAGAGAAUUAGAAAGAACAAAGUCGAGUACUACGUGAAAUGGAAAGGCUGGAAACCGAAGCACAACACUUGGGAGCCGGAAGAGAACAUUCUCGACCCCAGGCUCAUACAGAGCUUCGAGAGAGGAGAGGAGCUGAGAAGACAGGGCCGCAAACGGGAACGAGAACACUCCCCGGUCGAACGCGCCCGCAGCGGCUCAGAAGAACGCCAACCGCCCCCCGGGAAGCGCAAGGCCGAAGUGCUUUCGAAGGAGUCCGGUAAAAUCGGCGUCACGAUUACCAUGAGCCCGCCGGCGAAAAAGCACGACUCGACCAAACUGAACGGCGGAAGAACGCACAGCCAGCCCCCGCCGCUCGCCGCGCCCCCUGGAGGCGCCGCUGCGCCGGCAUCUCCCGCGGCAGAGGCGGCCGCACCCCGCACGGGGCCAAGAAGGGCGCCCCAUUCCCCCGAAGAAGCGGACGCUCACACUCCCCCCGAGAGAGAGCGACGCACCGACACGCAGCCCACGGCGACGGCUCCGGCCGAGCCGAAGGGAGCCCGACCCCCGCCUCCUACGCCGCAGCAGGAAGACGAGGACUCCUGGGGGGAGCCCCCCGUCACUCCGGCGCCCCCUCCCCCUCCGCCCUUAAAACGCGGCGCGGCCUUCUGGUCCGCUCGCUCCCCGGUCGCCGACCAGAUCUUCAUAACCGACGUGACCGUGAACCUACAAACUGUGACCAUAAGGGAGUGCAGGACGCAGGACGGCUUCUUCAGAGCACGCGCGGGUCGGCCGCUCGACGUGACGUAAACGCCUCACCAGCCGGAUCGCGGCCCAAUUGUGUCUAAGACGUUGUUUUCGUGUACAUACCUAGGUAGCUAGUAUUUAUUUACUUCAGCGUCGACUCGAUCGAACCGCGAACUUGUGAUGUGAAAGUUUUGAAAGUUGAUGAGGUGACCAGACAUUGUGCAGUUCGGGGUGAUUAUUGUUGGCACAUUGUGGGCACAGUAUAGUCGGUGUGAUCCUCUUUCAGUGGCGAGUCGACAUUGAAUACGAUUGGUUGUUUAUCGGCCCCAGAGCCCCAUUGUACCUCACUUUUGACCACCUUUUUGUACAUAAUAUAGAAGAGCUAUUGUCAAUUGUUAAAAAUUGUCUAUUAUUUGUUGAAUUAUUAUAAACAAUGACUGGUUUCAGUGCGUACCUGUCGAUCGGUUAGCGAUUAAUAUAUUAUAGAGAA